UGUUUGUAGAUGAUUCAACUGUAUAUGUAUAGAUCAGUUGUCAAAUUUUAAAUCUUUACUUGAAGCGCCAAUAUGUUGGAGGCAGUUUGAUCCAUUGCUACAUCCUGAUCAGACAUGAUACUGUGGUGUGCUAACUCUGAAACAAGAAGAGAAACCUGUUUAAUCUCCUUUAACUCCACUCAUCCUCAGACUCGGCCCCCAAAACCAAACACAUAUGGAUUGAAUCCGAGGUUCAGGCUGUUGAAAAGCACCUGAUGCAGUUCAUUACCAAGCAGAAGAUACCUCAGAAGGACGACUGUGUUCGGUGCCUCGAAGCUGAGRCACUUGCUCUGAAGAAACGUACGUGGAAAGGUGUGAAGGACUAUGUCAGAAACCGGAUCACGACUCUGCAAAGACAAAACAGUUCUUCCAAGGUUUCUUCAGAAAGCAGCAACAGGCAGAAGGAACUACAGAAGAUAAAAUGUCUCGAUUACAUGAGAUUGCAACCUUCUGACAAACAAGCUGCAGUGCAUCACAGCCUGGUCUCCACUUCAAGCUUUGGACCAGGAGAUCCUAAUCAACAGCAAGGCCCUGGAGUAACAAGAAACACAGCGACCACCAAGUCUAAGAAAGCAAGAGAAAAAAGCACACAACACAAACCCAAACCUAAAUGGAGUGAGGCAGAAGUUCACGCUGUGGAGAAACACCUGAUGCAUCUCAUCAAGGAGCACAAGUUGCCUCAGAAAGAUGACUGCGUUCGUUGCCUCGAGGCCGAGCCACACGCUCUGAGUAACCGUACUUGGAAAGGCGUGAAGGACUACGUCAGAAACCGGAUCACGACUCUGCAAAGACAGAGCGGCUCUGGCAAGGUUUCAUCAAAACCCAGCGUCAGGCACAGGCAGGAGGAGCCACAGCAGAGCUCUGUGAGACCACAACCUACUAACAGACAAGAAGUUAUCACAGAGCAGCCCAGUGUGGUCUCCAGUUUAAACUUUGGACCAGUUCACUUUGGAGUGAGACCACAACCUACUAACAGACAAGAAGCUGUCAUAGAGCAGCCCAGUGUGGUCUCCAGUUCAAACUUUGGACAAGUACAUUUUCAUCAACAAGUGCAUGAAGUAACAACAAACUACUACAAGUCUACUGCUCCUAAACCUGCCAAAUCUAGGGAAAAAGUCUCUCAUCCUAAAACCAAGCAUAAAUGGAAUGAAGCAGAGGUGUCCGCCGUAGAAAGACACCUGAUGAGUUUCAUCGAAGAACACAAGCUGCCUCAGAAAGACGACUGCGUUCGGUGCCUCGCGGCCGAGCCACACGCACUGAGUAACCGUUCGUGGAAAGGCGUGAAGGACUAUGUCAGAAACCGGAUCACGACUUCACUAAGGCAGUGUAGCUUUUCAAGAAACAUGGCAAAAACCAGUAAAAGAUCCAGGCAGGAGAAACCACAACAGAGUUAUGUAUAUUACCAACAGCUGUAGGUGUAAUUUUGUGCCAAAGUGGCCCAAACUGGUGAAACUUCUUCCUCUUUGUCAGUUCUUUACAUGUCUUUUGUCUUUGUCUUUCUUGAGGUAAAAAAUAUUUAAAAAAAUGUAUGUAGUUUUAGUGUUAGUGUUAUUUUAAUGUGUUUUGUAAUUGUUUUCCAAUAUGAUUUUUUAGAACAGUUUAGAAAUAGUUACACUUGUUUUGUACAGACUGAUCAUCAAUUUGGAUGCUGCUGGUGAAUCUCAAGUGAAAAAACAAACUUUUUUUUAGUAGUGGGCACACUAUCAUGUUACUCUUUUCUUUAAUUUGACAUAUAUUUUGUUUUAACUUUGUACAUUCACUUUUACAAAGAAUAAUGUUGCCAUUUGUAACCAAAAAGAAAAGUUCUCAGUAUUCCAGAAAUAAACUGAAAGCACAUC
Molecule: messenger RNA, 1877 nt
Organism: Austrofundulus limnaeus
Lineage: Eukaryota; Metazoa; Chordata; Actinopteri; Cyprinodontiformes; Rivulidae
Exons: 6
Coding region: 255-1454 (399 amino acids)
Source: RefSeq, a predicted model, not a curated record